AUGGACUCAGCAACACCUGAAAGCCUGUUCGUGCAGACAACCGCUAUCAAAGAUCUCAAGUCCCUCAGUUCCGAGCUCGAAGUGUGGGUGUCCAUCGGUGGCUGGACCUUCUCGGACAACGACACGUCCACACAAGCCGUGUUUCCAGACAUUGCGGGAGAUGCCGACAAGAGGCAGAAGUUUGCAGACAACCUCGUGUCUUUCAUGACGCGCUACGGAUUCGAUGGCGUUGACCUUGACUGGGAAUACCCUGGCGCUGGUGAUCGUGGUGGUUCCGAGGUAGACACAGACAACUACGUCCUGCUCCUGAAGACGCUGCGGGAGACCUUCCAAGCAUCGCCGCGCGGUGACUAUGGUCUCUCGUUUACCAUCCCAAGUUCGUAUUGGUACUUGAAGUGGUUCGACGUUCCCAGCAUGCUCAAGUACGCCGACUGGACUAACAUCAUGACAUACGAUCUUCAUGGUGUAUGGGAUGCCAAUAACCCCAUUGGAAACAUUGUCCAGGCCCAUACGAACCUGACGGAGAUCAAGCUCGCUGCCGACCUGCUGUGGCGUAACGAUGUGCCCCCAGGCCAAGUCGUCCUCGGCCUCGGCUUCUAUGGUCGAUCCUUUCAGCUUAAGGAUACCGACUGCACCAAGCCGGGUUGCGCUUUCAGUGGGCCUGCCAAAGCCGGUGACUGCACGAACUCGGCGGGCACGCUGGCCUACUUCGAGAUCAUGGAUAUCAUUGCCGACCAAGAUCCCAAGGUCGUCUACGACAAGGCGGCCGCGGCCAACUACAUCGUGUACGGCGACGACAAGGACAUGUGGGUUAGCUACGACGACAACACAACCUUUGCCCAGAAGAUCGACUGGGCUAAAGAGGUCGGCCUCGGCGGGGUCAUGAUAUGGAGCGUUGAUCAAGAUGAUACAUCCUUCUCGGCACUCGAGGGCCUGCUGGGAGAAUCGCUGCCAUCCUUCUCGCUGAAUCUGGAACGCGCAUCAGUAGCCAAGACGGCCGAAUGGGCAUCUGUCAAUGGCCAGGCUUGCAAGGUCAGCGACUGCGUGAGCCAGUACGAGGUUGCUCCCUCGGGCUGGGCCACUGCGCCCAACGGCAAGUUCAGAGAUACCUGCGGCAAACUGUCACUGGGUCGGAAGGGCACGUGUGACGACAACGAGUGCUCGUCUACCGAUGUCGAGGUGGCCCUGGAUCCUUCGGGCGACACUGGAUCUCUCUGCGCAGGCGGUCUCAGUUCGAGGCAAAAGCCGCUCUGCUGCAACACCCCGGAUAACGUCAAUCCAUUCCUCCCUGUCGACCUUGAAGACUUGUUCCCAACGUUGCCGCCUACCAGCGACGUGCCGGUCUUUGAGCUGCAGCCUCUCUCGUACACCGCUGGAGAUGUGGCGGACAAUGACGACGCUACGGUGGCAGCCUUCCUGUUCGUCGUCAUCGAUGGACCGUCAGGCACAGUCUCGAACUUGGACAAGCGUGAGGGAGGUUCUCAUUUGCAGUUCCUGACCCGCGGAUCACACCAUGGACAAGAAGUUCAGUCGACCUACCUCCUUUGCAUGGACGAUUCGGCCAAGAGUAACUGUGACGACAUGCACUUGGGCGGUCUCGAGGGCACAGUUCUGCGUAUGCCUGAUAACAUGGGCUUCGGCAAGUAUGCUGUAGCUCAUGCAGUACGAGAGACGACACAUGACGUCCCCGACAAGCUCAUCAAAAGGGGAGCCCCAGCUAAUGCCAAAGUCAUGGAACUCGAGUACAGUUAUGACUUCUCGCGGGUGGCCAAGAGGGACUCUGGCGACAUAUACUUCCGAGUUGACUACUCUGACACCCACAAGUACUAUGAGCAAGUAGUCGAAGCAGCGGCUGCCAAGAGGAAGCGUGAUGAUGCCGAUGGGCAUCCCCUUGAGUCGCGCUUCUGGAGCAAGUUGUCUUCGGUUUGGAAAACCAUCAUCGAGGGUAUUCGAACCACGGCAUAUAACGAGAACACUCAGCCGGCUAUCAAGAAGAGCGACUUCGCCUCCUUGAUCUAUGGCAAUGAUGGCAGUGACAACGAUUGCGAGGACGACGGCUUCCUCAAGAUCAGCCUGUCAGGUUCCAUGAGCAACAAGAUGCGAUUCGGCUUUACGCUUGUGGGAACCAUCUCGCCGACACUGUCAGUCGAGGAGGCGUACGGGUACUUUGACUCUGACCUGUUGAUGUCGGCGACAUUGUCUUUUGACAGCAAGGGCGUGCUCGACAUUAACAGCGGCGACGGUGUAGCGCGCGACAUGUUCUCGAGCGCCAUCACCAACUUCGAGGCCUCGCAGCCAGGCAUCGUGUCCUUCUCACCAUCGCUCAACUGUGAGGUGUCAUUAAGGGGUUCCGGCGCCAUUGACGCUCAGUUUGACGUCGACUUCGAGCUGGCGUCGUCCGAGACGUUGCGCACGAAUGCACCGCCGGGGCUUAGAUACUUCUCCGGGGCCGUGAAGGACAAGAGAAUCAGCAACGCUGCCAGUGGAUAUCUGUCUGUCCCCGAUGACUCUGCUAGUAGCACAAAACGAGCAACUGGCGGGUCCUUCAACUCCAUCUUCGCCAUGAACAUGGUACUGGAGACUACCAUGACGCUUAAGCUCUUCGGUUACGAGACGUCACUGGAGAACGCUGGUGCCAAGUUCACUUCUCGGCUGGUUCACGCCAUCAACAUCGUCGAUGAUGUUGGAACAGGGUCCCCCGGAAUCAUCGAUGCGCCUCAGGCCGCGUCCGCCGAUGUAGUCCAGACAGGGACCAUCCAAUCUGGAUGGGAUGACGGGACCACGCACAACAUAGGCAGCGUGGCGAGUCCUGCCGUCGUCUUCACCGGUGGCGAAGAGCCUCCCGAGCGCGAGGCACCCGGUAUCAACGGAUAUGCUGUCUUCGGCGACAAGUCUUUCAUGGGGUGUAGCGACAACAGUACGACCGCCGAACUGAUUUGCUAUUACAACUUCUUUGUUGAUAACAGCACUGAUGACGACGACACCGACUUGAAACGCAGAGGCUUCGCCUGGUUGGAUCUGACCUUCAAACCAGGGCAUCUCGGUGAUCUCAGCGAACGUGAGAAGGCACACUUCAGACGCCUGGACGAGCGAGCUGCUGGUCCUAGUGGAGGGUCAACUGAGGACUAUCCGAUAUUGGACGCCAACGCUAACAGUGGUACCGCCGAUGGCUUCAAUUUCCAGUUUCCAACCUAUCCCAACGGCAACAACGGAGACGCCCUCGAUGCCGAGACUGGUCGCAACGAACGGUGGAGUAUCGCCAAUCCCAACGACUGUGAAGACACCUCCGCCACCAGUGCUGGCGUCCAAGGCGUGAACUAUCAGACGGUAGAGUCGGAUCACGUAGACGACCGAUCCAUCUUCCCGAAUCAUGCCGCCCAGUUCUUCCAGACCGGACAGCUCGACAUGGCUGACAAUGAGCCGGGCUUGUCCACGAUCUAUCAGAGCCAGAACAGUCUCUUCAGCUUCGCCAAUCUGUUCAACUACUUUGCUCAUGACUACCGGCUUUGGGUACCAGCUAGCGUCGAGGCAGACCCGCCGGCAGGUUCGGCCGCCGAGGCUGUGGCUGAUGCCUAUGGAUCAUCCAGUAACCCGGAUGUCAUGGUCAAUCUGGCAAGAGCCCUCAACUCGUUGAAGGGACGAAUGUACACGACCGAGGGCCAGGGUGUCAGCGAUGACAAUUGGAACACGUGGAUGAACAAUCCAAGUCUCGCCAACGCCGAAGACGCCCUGUCGUCAAUCCGUGCUGUUUUCGCCAUGUGGAAUUACAUGAACGGCAUUGCACAAUAUCGAACGGACUUGUUUGAUGGCCGACGGGACGCGUUGGCCGUCUUCGACAACCUGUACGCCAGGACGUUCCCCAAUCGGCCUGAGCGACUCGUAACGCUCAUCGACGAGUUCCAGCCGUUAUGGAACCAGCGCGCCGUCAAUUUCUCCCGGCGUUAUGUCACCGCUCGCCUGGAUUCCAUGGAAAACACUUACAGGAACCUGCAGGGCACACAUGCCGCCCUGGCUGCCAAUGUGAUCAGCGCCAUCACCCGCAUGAGGGCAAGAAUCCAGACGGAGAUUGUAUUGGCGGUACAGAGGACCACUUGGGUGAAUCCGUAG
Messenger RNA from Colletotrichum chrysophilum, 4107 nucleotides. RefSeq lists its product as uncharacterized. NCBI's taxonomy places the organism in Eukaryota, Fungi, Ascomycota, Sordariomycetes, Glomerellales, Glomerellaceae. Gene Ontology annotation, molecular function: chitin binding; hydrolase activity, hydrolyzing O-glycosyl compounds. Gene Ontology annotation, biological process: carbohydrate metabolic process. The record is from RefSeq and is a predicted model, not a curated record. The coding region runs from base 1 to 4107 and encodes 1368 amino acids. The transcript has 7 exons.